UCUGCGCUCACCUCCUUCCCGGAGACACAGAGGAUCACACACCAAGGAGGAGGACGGUCUGGAGGAGAUGGAUUAUGGAACGGAUAUUACACUUGCAGGCUGAAGGAUGAAGAGUAAGUGCACAUAGAUAAUAUGAGCUAGAUAUACAGAUGCAACUCCACAGCACUGUCCGGACAAGCGCGCGGAGGCCAGGACUCGAAGCGUGGAAGAUCAUCACAUCAGAAGAAGCACAAGGCAGAGCUACCAAUACACCUAUGUGAAGAUGUCCCCGGUGCUCUUUGGAGUGAUUUUGGCUAACGCUGUGUUUAAAGGUACGUGUGAACCAACUCAGUCAUGGUCGGACAGGGCAGAAAGAGGACUUUGGGACGUGCCAGACUCUCACCUUCUGGUCCAGAAAGAUGCAGUGUACCAUCUCGUGAACACAUCGUUCACUUUCCCAGAAGCUGUGCGUUACUGCCGUGGUCAGUCCAGCAGCCUCCCGACCUCAGGGGUCAAAGAGGACGAGGAAGGGGCCCAGACGUUGCUCUCUAAAUCCAGCCUGCGGGGCCCGGUUUGGUUUGAAACCAACAAAAAACAGAACCCGACAACUCAUCUGGCUCUUCCUAAACAACAAACGCUCCUCAGAGGGCUAUCUUUCACGUCUAAGGAGGGCUACGCGCGUGUGAACGCGUCCUUCCCGCCGCUGUCCGCGGUGAGCGUCUGCUUGCGCGUGCAGUGGGAGCCGCGGCGCGACGACGUGUCCACGGUGUUCUCGUACGCGGCGCGAGCCUUCGUCAAUGAAUUCCAGCUGCGCGGAAAGACGGACAACAGAAAAGUCCGCCUGGCGCUCCUCGUUCAAGGACAGCAUCACGGCUACAAAGCCGAGCUGCCCGUUGACGGAGACUGGCACCACGUCUGUGUCACGUGGCGCUCGAGCGAUGGGUUUUGGGCCAUUUACGUGGACGGGGAGAUGGGAGACUCGGACAAAGGGAAAGCUCGGGGAAAUGGAAAGGACAUCCACGGAGACGGAAUAUUUAUACUGGGCCAAGACCAGGAUACUUUUGGUGGCAAUUUCACGGAGCCGUUUUUUGGGAACAUGACCGAUCUGAGCGUCUGGGACGAAGCUCUGGAGUCAGAGCAGGUGACCGCCCUGCGCACGUGCUCGCAGCUGACCAAUCACAGAGCCUUAUUCAGGUGGAGCGACUGGACCCUCGCUGUCCACCAGUCCGUCCGGAAUGUGUCUGCUGCACUCACCUGUCCAGGGUCCCUGAAGACAACCCAGAAACAGGACGAGGACUGUGAUGUUUUUAGUGGCUGGUCUGACCCUCAGCCUCAGUACAGCACUGCCCCCUGCACACACACGCUCCCCUUCAUCUGCAGAGUCAGCAAAGACCAUUAUCUGAAGAUGAAGGACUUGAAAGAAUCUCUGACGUCCGACCCCAGCUCCUUCAUGCAAAGUCUCAUGCAGUAUGGCGUGACCGCAGACGACGUGCUCUCCGAUUCUGUGGAUGGGCAGAGCUGGACCUCAGUGUCCCGUCUGCUGAGUGUUUCUGAGCAGGUUGUUCUGAAGGAGCAGAAACAGCUGGAGGACAGGGACAUGGCCUCUCUGAUGCACAUUCUCUCUCGGGCCGCUGACCUGCCCAGCACUGCCAACCACAGCCGGCGUGAUGCGGAGCAGCUCGGCCAGAGCUUCAUCAACCUCGCAGAGUCACUCAUCAGCCAAGAAAACCUCAGCAAAUGGAACAGCAUCAAAGAGGUAGUGAAGGGCCCGAUGGCGGUCAUGCAGAAGGUGGACCGCAUGGUGAGCAACCUUAACUCUCUGCUGAUGGACGACACGGACAGUGUGCAGAUACACAACAGCAAUAUCAAGCUGCAGGUCCAGCAGAAGCUGCUGUCUGAAGCUUCUCGUGUUUCUGAGUUUUGUGGGUUGGAUGUGGGAAACCAUGACUGCAUCUCGUUCCCCGCUGAAAACAUGAAGGAACUACAGAACAAUGGCUUCAAAACGGUGACUUUGCUGAACACAUGGUACAGCUCCGUGAAAUGCUUCUCAGAGAGAGAGGAGAACAUUACCCUUUUUCCUAUAGUCAGUGAUGGAUCUCAUAGGCACGUGAGAACGGUCUUGGGCUCAUCGGUCAUCUCCAGUACAGUGCUGGCAGAUGGACAGCCAAUCAGCAUGGCCAUAAACUUUACACUCCAGCACAAGAUUCAGAACAGUUCACUGAACCUGACACCUAUCUGUUCUUUUUGGGAUUUUGAUCUGAUGCCGGAGGGGGGAGGGUGGUCAACAAACGGUUGCACCUCUAUUUCCACUAAUAAUAACUCAACUUCCUGUUCCUGUAACCACACUACCAACUUUGCCCUGCUGCUACAGAUCUCCGAAGUUCAGCUGAAUCCUGGUCAUGAGACAGGCCUGCAGAUCUUCAGUUUGAUUGGCUCUAGCGUGUCUCUGUGUGGUCUCAUCUUCACAUUUAUUCUCUUCAUGGCUGUUGGCGUUCCCAAGUCAGAUCGGACUACAGUUCACAAAAACUUGAUUGUGGCGUUGGCUGUAGCUCAGUUGCUUCUUAUUUUCAGCAAGUGGGCCGAGGGAAACCAGGAAGCCUGCUGGUUGGUGACGGCGCUCCUGCAUCUGUUCUUCCUGUCCUCUUUCUGCUGGAUGCUGGUGGAGGGCUUGCUGCUCUGGAGUAAAGUGGUCUCUGUGAACAUCAGCGAGGAGAGGCGGAUGAAGCUGUACUAUGCUCUGGGCUGGGGGCUGCCGGUUGUUAUAGUCGCCGUAACCUUGGCAGCCACUUUGGAUCAGUAUAAAGCGCAGCAGUACUGCUGGCUGAACCUUCAGUCGCAUGUUAUUUGGGCUUUUGCAGGCCCUGUGCUCUUUGUUUUGGCCGUCAACUCUGUGGUGCUCUUUCGGGUUGUGAUGGUCACAGUGGCCAGUGCACGCCGCAGAGCCAAAAUGCUGACCCCCAGUUCUGAAUCGAAACUUCACGCGCUGGAUCUUACCUGGGCAGCGACGAGGCCAGUAUUGAUCCUGUUACCAGUGUUAGGUCUGACCUGGCUGUGUGGAGUGCUGGUGCAUUUAUCUGUUGCCGUGGCCUAUCUGUUCAUCGCACUCAAUGCUUUUCAGGGUCUGUAUAUUUUUCUGGUGUAUGCCGUUUACAACAGUGAGGUGCGAAAUGCUAUAAGAAGAAUUCAGGACAAGCGAAAAGCUUUGUCAUUUACAAACUGCUCACAGCCUAUCAGCUUCUUGCCCUCCCAGAAAUCUCCCAGUGCUUCCUGGGUACAAAGCCUGCCGACUCAUUCCAGCCCAGAGAGCAGCGAGAGCUCGACUCCCAUCACCACCUCCGCAGCCAGCUCGCUCGUCUUCAAGAACGAACGGUUUAAAGAGGACCAUAUUGUGAAUUUCCCGUUAAAACCAGCCAACAGAAGUCAGGGGGUUCAGCUGACAGCCUUCAAGCCCUCAGGUAACCGUUUCACACGGACCACGUCCGCACCGAAUCUCUAGGGGGCGCACUAGUUCUUCACUGGCGCUUCUCAACGAAUCGCGCUUGUCGAAUCACACCCGAGCUCGACAUGUUGUCAAUCACAGUCUUGGUAUUUCACGAUUAAAGCUGCCGUUUCCCGCUCUGCUUCCCCGACAGGCUGUUGAGAGGAAAGCUACGCUGCGCUCCUGCGCGGACACGUGACUUCCCCCGGGGGCCAAGGCGUAGCUCGUUGUGUGGAGGAGCCACCGCUGCCUCCUCCGCAAUCCUGCAGGACCGUCUCGUUCCCAGAGCUCGGCCUGUGUUGAGUGAACGAGGGCUUUCUGAUAAACAUGAAACGACUCUUUCAGCAAACGUUCAGCGGUCAGCAGGGACUCCUCGAUGUCGCGUUCAUCAUUUUAUAACGUACACACGUUGUGAGAGCUACUGAAAGUGGAGCGCCACCACAACAUUAAUCGUGACCAGACAACAGAAUGAGUUGUUAGUGAUUUUCGACUUCGGUUGGGAACGAGCGGCCCAUCCGUGGAGAUUACAUUCGGUAUUUUGCAGGAUAGUAAAACUGCGGACAAUGAAACCUAUCAGCCGUUUGAGCUUUCUGAAGAGACUGUAUCUAGAUAUCAUUUCAGUGAGACGCUGCAUUUAAAAAAGAACAAAUGCUUAGUGCGCAAAAUAGCAUUUCUUUUUAACGAUUUAUUCUAUUCAUGCUGUAAUUCUACUACCCGUUUGAAAUAACGCAAAACAGUCAUGUAAAUAAAUAUUUUAUUGUAAUAGGCAUUCCCUAUUUUUAUACGAUGCAUAUAAAAUGCAUUACUUUUUUACUCCCACUAUUAAAACUAAUUUGUUUGUUUUGAUGUGGAAAGUGUAGUCAUUCAUGAAUACUGAUUUUUUAAUUUUAUUUUUAUUUUUCCAAAUGAUACAGUUGAUUAGAAUAAAACUGAAUAGAAAAAUAAUUGGUUCGAAUGGAUUUCAAAAGAAGCACUCUCUCUUUAUCCGCGCACAAAGGUGGCAACAUGUGUGAAUGUUUUCUGACCUUCCCAUAACCUCUUUUUAUUGGCACGCUGAAGAGACACUCAGAGCGGAGCAGCAUGUCUGUCUUUAGAAACAGACCCAUUCACAGUAAGAUUGCUUUUAGCCGCACACACACACACACACAGUCCUCAAACAACUCCGUGUCGUUUAUUUUAUUUUAUUGCAACCAAUUUUUUUUCAGUUAAAUGGAAAGACAAAUAAAUGUGUAAUCUAUGUAAAAAUGUGCUUUAAAUAGUUUAACUGAUACUGUUAAUUACAUUGUUUCAAUAAAUACCUUCUUUUGUCUCA
This is a messenger RNA of Puntigrus tetrazona (Sumatra barb), 4769 nucleotides long. RefSeq names its product adhesion G protein-coupled receptor D2 (gene adgrd2). Gene Ontology annotation, cellular component: membrane. Gene Ontology annotation, molecular function: G protein-coupled receptor activity. The record is from RefSeq and is a predicted model, not a curated record. The transcript has 25 exons. Lineage: Eukaryota; Metazoa; Chordata; Actinopteri; Cypriniformes; Cyprinidae. The coding region runs from base 263 to 3475 and encodes 1070 amino acids. Gene Ontology annotation, biological process: adenylate cyclase-activating G protein-coupled receptor signaling pathway; cell surface receptor signaling pathway.